This is a messenger RNA of Oryza sativa Japonica Group (Japanese rice), 1819 nucleotides long. RefSeq names its product receptor-like serine/threonine-protein kinase At1g78530. NCBI's taxonomy places the organism in Eukaryota, Viridiplantae, Streptophyta, Magnoliopsida, Poales, Poaceae. Gene Ontology annotation, biological process: protein phosphorylation. The record is from RefSeq and is a predicted model, not a curated record. Gene Ontology annotation, molecular function: protein kinase activity; ATP binding. Gene Ontology annotation, cellular component: plasma membrane.
UGCCAUUCACAUGAUCCAACCAGUCCCCAUUGAUUGGGGCCAAUGUACUUUCUUUUUCCAUGCAAUCCUGCCCAACUGCUUGCUCAUCGAGACACCUGUGCUUCUUCUACAGCACUCACAUGUGUGUCCAAUCUCCAUGAUGUUCACAUCACAUCGCCACAACUUGCUGAUUCCAAAGCAGCUGAGCCCAUGCAGCAGUGAAGAAGGCCUCCUCAUUCAUCUCUGUUGCUUCCGAGCUGAGAACAGCUCGUUCAUACAGCCUCAUGCAGUGACUUUUGUUGUUGUUCUCUGUUGCCCUUUUUGGAGAGCUUGAUUUUUUGUUCAUUUCUUGGGUUCAGACUUCAGGGUUCACUGAAUUCUUCAAGGGGAAUAUAGUUUUUUUUUGCAUAUAGAUAUAGUCAUCAAGGGCUCAAAGUUGCAGCUGCUGCUUGGUUCUUCAGGAUUGCAAGAUGCAUACUACCAUGGUUGCACUCUACAUUACAAUCUGCUCUAUCCUGUUCAUCGUGUCCAAGAUGCUCAUCUCCUUCCUGCUCUACAAGAAGUGGGCUCGCAAGAAACGGAUCAUCGAGAACAGCCUGACAGGUGGCAAGAUGGUGAUGUUCAGGUCGGCGGCGAUGCAGUCGCUGAGCCCCAAGUCGUUCCUGACCAUGAUCAUGGGGCUCUCGAACAAGGACAUCAUCGGCUCCGGCGGGUACGGCACGGUGUACAGGCUAAGCGUCGGCGAGAAGGCGGCGUUCGCGGUGAAGAAGCUGAGCCGCGGCAGCGCCGAGAUGGACCGGGGGUUCGAGCGCGAGCUGGACACCAUGGGCGACAUCAAGCACCGCAACAUCGUCCCGCUCUGCGGCUACUACGCCGCCCCGCACUUCAACCUCCUCAUCUACGAGCUCAUGCCCAACGGCAGCCUCGACACCAUCCUCCACGGGAAGGAGGAGACGAGGAGGGCGCUGGGGUGGGAGGCGAGGCACAAGAUCGCGGCGGGGGUGGCGAGGGGGCUCGCGUACCUGCACCACGACUGCAUCCCGCACGUGAUCCACCGCGACAUCAAGUCCAGCAACAUCCUCCUCGACCACAACAUGGAGGCCAGGGUCUCCGACUUCGGCCUCGCCACGCUCAUGAAGCCCAACCAUAGCCACGUCACCACCGUCGUCGCCGGCACCUUCGGCUACCUCGCCCCAGAGUACUUCGAGACCGGGAGGGCGACGACGAAGGGCGACGUGUACAGCUACGGCGUGGUGCUGCUGGAGCUCCUCACCGGGAUGAGGCCGACGGACGAGUCGUUUCUUGAGAACGGCACGAGGCUAGUGACCUGGGUGAAGGAGACGAUGGAGGAGAAGAGGGAGGAGCACGCGGUCGACAGCGCGCUGGAGUCGUCGUUCCCGGCGGAGGAGGUGAAGCUGGUGUUCAAAGUGGCAGACAAGUGCCUCGAGUCUGAGCCCUGCAACAGGCCAACCAUGGCUGAAGUUGUCAAGCUGCUGGAGCAAGCCAAGAACACUACUGCAUGAUCGGUUGAUUAGCACGUGUAUACGUACAGAAUAUCAUGUACUGUAUACAUGUGUUCAUACAGUAUAUACAUAGUAGGUCCUUAGUUUAGUUAGUUGAAGACUUUUUUUUUUCACUCAAGUGUUGUUUUUGCGCAAUCCAGUUCUCAGAUCGAUGUUUAAGGCGAUUGUUUUCUGGCGAUCGAGCUACCAAAGAUUGUAUAAGUACAGGAAGCAAACUUUGCUAGCUGCCAUGAUAGUGAGCAGAUUAUUUGUGUACCAAAAACUGCCUGGUUUGGGAUUUUGCAUAAGUUUGAUAAUAGUUAGAGACAGUUCGAUUC